Messenger RNA from Aspergillus mulundensis, 900 nucleotides. RefSeq names its product chitin synthase export chaperone. The record is from RefSeq and is a predicted model, not a curated record. Gene Ontology annotation, cellular component: endoplasmic reticulum membrane. NCBI's taxonomy places the organism in Eukaryota, Fungi, Ascomycota, Eurotiomycetes, Eurotiales, Aspergillaceae. Bases 1 to 900 code for a protein of 299 amino acids. The transcript is spliced from 7 exons. Gene Ontology annotation, biological process: protein folding.
AUGGGUUCGACUCAGUUCGGGAACUUCGACGACUUCUGUCGCGAUUCCACGCUACCGGUCUGCAAUCUCUUCGUUGAUUCCAAUCAGCCUCCCAAUGCAGCCUACGGCGGUUGCGCUCUCCGUGGAAUUGGACUUAGCGACGACCGAUAUCUUGCGAAUCUGGGGUCUAUUUUGCUCGCAUUUAUAGCUAUUCUUGUCUCAUUGCUUCUGAUAUGGCGUUCAGAUCGGAAACAAGCGGCCGUCGGGCGAAGAGAAAUGCAGAUAUUCUUGCUGGGAUUUAUUUUCGUCGAAAUCUGCGAAAUUUUCUCCGUUGGCGGCUUUCCUCUCGACGAUGAUGUUCGAAAGGGCUUCUCGGCAGCUCACGUUGCUGCAAUUACUGCGACAUGCUGGGUUCUCUUGCUGAAUGCGCUUGUUGGUUUUCAGUUCCUUGACGACGGAACUCCUGCUUCGAUGGGUCUUCUCUUGGUAUCCGGCUUGAUUCUCUUCGUUGGCACGGGAUACAUUGCUCUAGACACUGCUUUCGACUGGACCGGCGAGUUUGCGACGAACGCAGACAACGACUAUCGGAAUAUCGCCCUCUAUGUAUUAUACCAGCUUUUUCCCCUCGUCUGUCUGGUUGCGUUCUUCCUCUUAGAAACCUUCCUGGUCGUUCGUAUUCUGGGCGAGUUCCGUCCAAUGCUGUACCUUGCCGCCGCCGGGCUUCUGUUUGCCAUCGGACAAAUAUUCAACUACGUCGUCAGCACUCAUCUGUGCCAGGCAACUGACGGGAAGAUUAAUGGCGCCUUGUUCGAGACGCUCUUUACUCUAUUCUCAGUGGUUAUGCUCUGGGUAUUCUGGAGCAGUAUUACCGAAGACGACUGGCCUACGCCAUUGUCGCAGCCGAUGCCGGGGUACAACUAA